AUGACAGUGGUCAGCCCGAAUUUCUCUUUGGUGUCCAUCACCGCGCCAAGCAUCGCCAUCACCUCCACCGUCAAAUUCAAACCCGAAGCAAUACUGUCCGGUAGCUGCUCUCGCUUCAAGCAAUUAUCGCAACCUUCACAACCACCCUGUACAUUUGGAACUGAGAAACUCUCACCGAGAACCGCAAGAAGUGUCUUUCUCCUGCACUCACGUUCAUUCAGCAGAUACCGCUUGACAUCGUUGAGCUUAUCGAUAGCCGACUUCAGUUGUUCAUCUUGUUUCGCCACUUCCGGGGUCUUGGACAGACAUGUCCUAUAUUGA
Messenger RNA from Heterostelium album PN500, 321 nucleotides. RefSeq lists its product as uncharacterized. The record is from RefSeq and is a predicted model, not a curated record. NCBI's taxonomy places the organism in Eukaryota, Evosea, Eumycetozoa, Acytosteliales, Acytosteliaceae. The coding region runs from base 1 to 321 and encodes 106 amino acids. The transcript has a single exon.